Messenger RNA from Paramisgurnus dabryanus, 1838 nucleotides. RefSeq names its product unconventional SNARE in the ER 1 homolog (S. cerevisiae) (gene use1). NCBI's taxonomy places the organism in Eukaryota, Metazoa, Chordata, Actinopteri, Cypriniformes, Cobitidae. Gene Ontology annotation, molecular function: SNAP receptor activity. Gene Ontology annotation, biological process: retrograde vesicle-mediated transport, Golgi to endoplasmic reticulum. Gene Ontology annotation, cellular component: SNARE complex; endoplasmic reticulum. The record is from RefSeq and is a predicted model, not a curated record.
CUUCCGCUGUCAGUGUUAAUAUGGCCACGUCUAGACUGGAGAUCAAUUUUAUCAGAUUAUUAUCCCGCUGUGAAUCUCUGGCUUCAGAAAAAAGAGGCGAAACGGAAUGGAGACUAGAAAAGUAUGUUGGGGCUCUGGAGGAAAUGCUUGUGGCUUUAAAAAAGAAUCCCAGCAAACCAACACCAGAAAUAAUGACAGAUUAUACCCGUAAAGUGGACUUUCUCAAGGGUCUCCUGGAGGCGGAAAGAAUGCCGUCUCCAGCCGAGAAAUCAUUAGCCAAUCAGUUUUUGGCUCCUGGGCGCACACCCACCAUAUCAAGCGAGAGGACGCCCACCAGCAAAACCGUUCACAUACAGAGUAAAGCAAGAUGUACUGAAGAAAUGAAGAAGGAACUCAUGAGCACAGGAGGUUCAAAUUCUGGUUCAUUUGAUUCAGACCUGAGACAUAGAAGCAGGAGUAUCCCCGUGGAUGAGCGACAGUCUGCUGCGGAGCUGGACGCGAUUCUUCAACAACAUCACAACCUGCAGGAGAAGCUAGCAGAAGAUAUGUUGCACCUCGCACGCAACCUGAAGAAUAACUCGCUCGCUGCUCAAAACAUCAUUAAACAAGACAACCAGGUGCUGACUCAGUCCAUGCGACAGGCCGACGUGAACUUCGAAAAGCUCAAGACGGAGUCGGAUCGCCUGGAGCAGCACGCCAAAAAAUCCGUCAACUGGUUCCUGUGGCUGAUGCUUAUAAUCGUCUCCUUCACCUUUAUCAGCAUGAUCCUAUUUAUAAGACUGUUCCCAAAACUCAGAUGAUGUACGACAUUAGAAUAGACUGGAUUUAUUUUAUCUAUAGCAGCUUUUUUGGACCGACUGUAGCUUUAAAUUUAGCUAUUUAAUAAGAUCACAUUCAGCUGACAGCAAUAAUCUUUAUAGGGCUGCUCCCAAAAUUCACAUUGUUACCUGCAUGCCAUGUUGUGAUGCUCACUGAAUAUCUUUGUGUCUACAGUUGAUGCUUACUAACAAUUGAGUGUCUCUGUAUUUGAUCCCCCACAUGGUAACACUAAGUAUUAGGUAGCUUUAACCAGAUUAGUCAGUUUAUGAUUUCAUAUCCAACUACGGCGUCUUUUUAAAGACAUGGACAGAGUUUUUCCAUCAGUACAGUGGGAUGAGAGAUAGCCGAAAACUUUUUUGCAAUAUUUCCGAAGCUUCCUGUUUACCCUUUAAUAUAUUUAAUACAAGACAAAAGUGGUACAACUUCAGUUUUGCAUUAAAAAAGUUGCAAUUAAAGUUUCUUAUGUACGAUGGGCGUGCAAACGGACCGUGGCUCUAUUCUGAUACAUGCAGACCUGUUCAGACAGGAAGAUUUCUGGCAAACAGCGGGAAGUAUUUUUGCUCAUUGGAUGGAAGCACACAUGGCUCAGAUAGGAAAAGCGGAUACGACAACCUCAGGGAACAUGGCCGGAAAAUAAAUGCCCCUUAUUUAGCUGCCCCCUUACUUAAAGAUCUAUUUGUGCCCGCUGUUCCCUUUAUAGCACAAAGUCUUGCAGAUGGAUGGAGUAUUCAGUAUUGCUCAGAUAUGGUUAUCAUGUGUGUCAUUGGUUAACGUCUGUGUGCGUUUGUUUGUUUUUGCGGUUUGCUGUUUGGUCUGUUGAUGGGUGUAAAUGUCUUUUUUUUUGUGGACUGUCAUUGAUUAUAUCUGUUGCUUGUGUUGACUUUGAUUCAUCAACCUGACCACAGAACAGUUGUAUUGAUGGUUUUGUAUCUAAUGGGUUCACUGUGAAGUGAUAACAGAAAGGUAUUUGGAAGCAAACAUGCAGCGUCUGUUAUUUUAAUAAAAUAAUUUGCAAUCCA